GGCGGUUUGGUGAGCUGUUAGAAAUGGAUUGGAAGAUAUAUAUUUCGCCUUUCCUCUCCAUUUUCUUGACCUUAAUUCAGAUAACUCUUGCAGAAUUAACACCAGAAGAAUGCAGAGACUUAGGAUUUUCAGUGAAUCUCAUCUGUAGCUCAUGUGACGAGCUAAAACCUUUCAAUCUCACAUCCGAACCUUCGUUAGAGCAGAAUUGUCGAAAAUGUUGUCAAGCUGAUGGCCAGGAAGAAGCCACGAAGAGAUACGCUUUUGGUACUCUUGAAGUGUGCAACUGAAAGCUGGGGAGGUUCCCUCAGAUACAGGCCUUUGUCCGUAGUGACAGGCCUGAGAAGUUCCCUAAUCUUAGGAUAAACUUCGUACGAGGAGCCGACCCUGUUUUAAAGCUUCAUGAUGAGAGUAACGAGGUGAAAGAAGUUCUAAGCAUUGAGAAGUGGAACACUGACAGUGUGGAAGAAUUUCUCAAUGAGAGACUUGCAAAAUAAAAUUAUUUAGUUAUUAGAAAAAUAUAUAAUGAGAAGAAACCUUGUACAUUAUGAUGAAAACUUCAUGUAAAACCAUGAUAGGUGUAUGAAGUUGGAGGAAAUUGUGUCCAAAGGACUUCUUUAAUAUUUGUUGAAAAAAAAAAA
This is a messenger RNA of Pocillopora damicornis (cauliflower coral), 638 nucleotides long. RefSeq names its product selenoprotein F-like. The record is from RefSeq and is a predicted model, not a curated record. Lineage: Eukaryota; Metazoa; Cnidaria; Anthozoa; Scleractinia; Pocilloporidae.